Molecule: messenger RNA, 2724 nt
Organism: Rotaria sordida
Lineage: Eukaryota; Metazoa; Rotifera; Eurotatoria; Philodinida; Philodinidae
Source: the annotation of a GenBank genome assembly
AUGUCUAGUAAUCGAUUCUUUUUCAAUGAAGGUUCUUCAUCAAGUGAAGAAACCAGUGAUGAUGAACCACAAGUACAAGUUUCAACAGCAAAGAAAGGUGCCAGCAAAACUGCAACAAAACAUGCGCCUAAACCAUAUCUUGCAAUGAGUGAUGAUGAAGAAGAUGUUAAACGUGUUGUACGAAGUGAAAAAGCUAAACGACAUGAAGAAAUUGAAGAAAUUAUUAAGAAAACCAAACAUGCUAUGCGUAUUCGAGAUAUUGGCUUGGUCUAUGAAUGUUAUGAAAAUUUAACAAAAGCAUUUGAUAAAGCCAGGCGAGUUUUGGAAAAAGAUCAAGGAAUACCAAGAUCAUUUAUCAAAAUAUUGGUACAACUCGAUGAUUUUGUUAAUCAAUGUUGGGGUGAUCGUGAGUGGCGUGAAACACUUACUAAAAAUAAUUCAAAUAAUUUAAGUGCAUUACGUCAAAAAAUUCGUCGAUAUUUAAAACAAGAACCAUUGGAAAAAGAAAUAAAUGCUUAUCGUGAAAGACCUGAUGUUGUUGAUGAAGAAUUACCUGAACAUGAAACUUCACCAGUUGAUCAAAGUGCUGAAAGUGAAGAAGAUGAAGAAGAAGUUGUACCAACAAAAGGAAAACCACAAGAUAAUGAUGAAAGUGAAUCAAGUGAAGUAUCAUGGGAUCAAAGUGAUGAAGAAUCUACUGAUAGUUCAAUCGAUGUCGAUGCACCAAAUGAAGAACUUUACAAAAAAUUUUUGAAAACUGAUAAAUCGGAAAAAACUAGAAUCAAAGAAUCAUCUGGUACUAAACGCCCAAAAAAACCAAGUCGAAUUGAGCAACAAGUUCAACCAUCAGAUGAUGAAGAUGAAGAAGGAAAAGAUUCUGCACCUCGACAAGAUAUUCAAAAACUUGUUUCAUUUGGUAAAGAUGAAGAAAUCACACAUGAGGCUAUUUUAAAAAAACUUAAUGAAAUCAUUGCUAUGCGUGGUAAACGUGGUACAAAUCGUCGUGAUCAAUUGGAAUGUUUAAAAAUUCUUCGAUUAUAUGUUGAAAAACAAAAUUUAGGUGUUGGUCUUGAUAUUAAAAUAUUAUUAAUACAAAUUGCUGUUAGUUUUGAUUAUCAUCAUAAGGGUAAUGAAUGUUUAAAACCAGAAACAUGGACACGUGCGCUCGAUUAUAUCGAAGAAUUAUUAACAUUAUUGACUAAAAAUGAAAAUGUUCAAAUCAGUGAAAAUAUUAGUGAAGAAGCAGAAAAUCUUAAAAAAGAACCCGAUUAUCGUAUUCAUGGUGAUGUAAUAACAAUAAUUCUUAAAAUGGAUGAAGAAUUUACAAAAAUUUUACAAAAUGCUGAUGCUCAUAGUCAAGAUUAUGUUGAACGUUUAAAGGAUGAAUUACGUGUUUGUUCAAUAAUUGAUCGUUUAAAAGUAUAUUUAGAAUCAAAAGCAAAUAAUAACGUAAUGAUUACUACUGAUUCUGAUAGUGGUACAAUUCUACUUGUUCAACCACAACAUUUAUGUACAGCAUAUAUGUGUGUUAUUGAACAUCUUUAUUAUAAAUAUGAUAAACCACCUGGUCAAUCAUCUGUUGCUAUUAUGGAUCGUCUUUGCAAAUAUAUUUAUGCUAAAGAUACACUCAAUCGUGCACGUGCACGUGCAAGUCUUUGUCAUGUUUAUCAUUUAGCAUUACAUGAUCAUUAUUAUGAAGCUCGAGAUUUAAUGUUAAUGUGUCAUAUGCAAGAUACAAUAACAACAUCGGAUGUUGCAACACAAAUUUUAUAUAAUCGAACUAUUGUUCAAUUAGGUUUAUGUGCUUUUCGUUUUGGUGCAAUACGUGAAGCACAUCAAGCUCUUGUUGAUAUGCAAUCAGGUAAUCGUGCUAAAGAAUUAUUAGCACAAGGUGUACAAAUGAUACGUAAUCAAGAACGAACACGUGAUCAAGAAAUGAAAGAACGACAACGUUUAUUACCAUUUCAUAUGCAUAUUAAUUUAGAACUAAUUGAAUGUGUUUAUCUUGUAUCAGCUAUGUUAAUUGAAAUUCCAUUUAUGGCUUCUCAUGAAUAUGAUGCACGAAAACGUCCAAUUAGUAAACAUUUUCAUACACAAAUGCGUCAAGCAGAAAAACAACCUGUUUUUGGACCACCAGAAUCUAUGCGUGAGCAUGUUGUUGCUGCAAGUCGUGCUAUGAAAACAGGCGAUUGGAGUGCAUGUGUCAACUUUUUAAUUAAUGAAAAAAUGAAUGGAAAGGUUUGGAAUUUGAUGCCACAAGCAACAGAAGUACGAAAAAUGCUCAUAGAUAAAAUUAAAGAAGAAUCAUUACGUACUUAUUUAUUCACUUAUGCUACUGUUUAUGAUGCUAUUUCAAUGGCAACAUUAGCUGACAUGUUUGAAUUACCGGUUAAACAAGUCUAUGGUAUUAUUAGUAAAAUGAUUAUCAAUGAAGAACUUAUGGCUUCACUUGAAGAACCCAAUCAAACAGUUGUAAUGCAUCAUACAGAUCCAUCAAGAACACAAGCACUUUCACUUCAACUUGUUGAAAAGGUCUUUCAAUUAUAUGAGCAAAAUGAAAAAUUAGUUCAUUUUCGCAAUGGUGAACCAAACUUUUAUUCAAGACCAAAUCAACAAGUACAACAAGGUCAACAACGUAAUCAAGGUACAGGUGGUGGUGGUGGUGGCGGCAGUGGACAAAAUUGGAAUCGUAAUCCGCGAUCGGGACCAAAUCGUGCUUAUUAA